Cyclopterus lumpus (lumpfish) is the source of this 4452-nucleotide messenger RNA. RefSeq names its product dipeptidyl peptidase 9-like. Gene Ontology annotation, molecular function: dipeptidyl-peptidase activity; serine-type peptidase activity. Gene Ontology annotation, biological process: proteolysis. NCBI's taxonomy places the organism in Eukaryota, Metazoa, Chordata, Actinopteri, Perciformes, Cyclopteridae. The transcript is spliced from 21 exons. The record is from RefSeq and is a predicted model, not a curated record. The coding region runs from base 779 to 3457 and encodes 892 amino acids.
AUUAAUUCAUUAGUAGAUUGAUAGGAAAUUAAUCAUCAUCUAUUGAAUGAUUUUAAUUAAUCGUGACAGUGAUUUUCAAUCAAAAAUUGAAUAAUUUGGUUCCUGCCUCUCCAAUUUUAAGAUGUUCCGCUUUUCUCUUUUAUUAUUGUAAAUUAAGUGGACUGUCGAUCAGACACAAGACAUUUGUAGAUGUCUCAUUGGCCUCUCAAAAACUGUGAUGGACAUUUAACACUUUUUACAAAAAUUUGAAAGACUAAACGAUUUAUUUAUCAGAGAAAAUAAUUGUCACAUUAAUCAGUAAUGGAAAAAAUAAUUAAUGGUAGCCUUUAUGCUCAAAUAUAAAUCAUUGGUACAUUUUCUGAGAUUCAAUUAAGUCCCACCAGUAUUCAGAUGCUCUUUAAAGACGAGGACUAGAUAUUUACGAAUUUCUUCUAUUUUGUUUUUUUAUUUCCACAGACUAUGAUUUAAGUUAUUUCUGCUGUAAAAACAACAACAUGUAAAUCUGUUUCUACCAUGGUUUCUUCACGCAGUGUAACGGAAUACAACAUCCGGGUCAUAGGUCGUCAUCUUGAUUGUUUUUUCAGGCUAUUUCCGCGUUGUACGCACAUUAGCAUUAAGCUACAUCCUUCUGGACUGUAACGUCAGUGGACUUCUGUCAUUUAUCCAAAUCCUGACCGUUGUAUCCAACUCGGAUGUUUCUUCGACAGAAGCUGGAACGUUUUCGAGGUUUUGGGGCAGAAAGAGGUGUCAGUGCUGGUCCCGGGUCGUUGAACGGUUAAUGCACAGAGUAAAGAGGCGGAAAACUGACGACAAAACAGAAGACGGCCAGGAAAGCAUCAGGCAGGCACUGGCAGGCAUGACUGGGGUGGACGAGCUCUCGGACAGCACAGAGGUGGUGGAGAUGGAGGAUGUGAAUCCCACACAGUUUCAGGUUGAGAAGCAUACUUGGGAUGGCCUGCGGAAGAUCAUCCACAACAGUCGCAAGAACACAGGCGUGGUUAUUAACAAGGCGCCACACGACUUCCAGUUCAUCCAGAAGGACGAGACCAGUCAGCACUCCCACCGCAUCUACUACCUUGGAAUGCCUUACGCCAGCAGGGACAAUGCUUUGCUCUACUCGGACAUUCCCAAGAAGAUUCGCAGAGAUGCUCUAAUGGUGUUGUCAUGGAAAAAGAUGCUGGAUCGCUUUCAGGCCAGCCCUCACCACGGGGGCUUCUCGCGGGAGGAGGAGCUGCUGCGGGAAAGGAAACGCUUGGGGGUGUCUGGUAUCACCUCCUAUGAUUACCACCGACCCAGCGGCCUCUUCCUGUUCCAGGCCAACAGCAGUCUGUACUAUUGCCGUGACGGUGGUAACAACAGCUUCACUACUUCUCCCAUGGACCCUGUUGAAAUUAAGAGCCGGAGUUCAGGCACACGCAUGGACCCCAAGAUCUGCCCUGGGGACCCCAACUUCAUUGGCUUCAUCAACAACAAUGACAUUUGGGUGACCAGCACUGAGACGGGGGAAGAGAGGAGGCUUACCUUCUGCCACAAAGGUAUUGAUAACCCAAAAGACGACCCCAAAUCUGCCGGUAUUGCCACUUUUGUCACGCAGGAAGAGUUUGACCGUUUCACUGGAUACUGGUGGUCACCAGCUGCUCGUGAAGAAUCAGAUGGUGGUAAGACUCUACAGAUUCUCUACGAGGAAGUGGAUGAGUCUGAAGUUGAAAUCAUUCAUGUUCCAUCUCCAGCUUUGGAAGAGCGCAAGACCGACGUCUACAGAUACCCACGCGCAGGCAGCAAGAAUCCGGAUAUUAAUCUCAAAAUAGCAGAAAUCAGGACAGACAAUCUUGGCAAAAUUGUCAGCACCCAGGAGAAGGAGUUGCCUGUUCCCUUCACCAGCCUGUUCCCUAGUGCUGAAUACAUCACCAGAGCCGGAUGGACAAAAGAUGGCAGAUAUGCAUGGGCGGUCAUGAUGGACCGACGGCAGCAGCGUCUCCAGUUGGUCCUGCUGCCUCCAGCGCUCUUCAUCCCUGCACAUCAGGACGGAGCCAACAGGCACGAGAGCCUCGAGGCGCUGGGAGACACUGUCCAUCCCUUCAUCAUCUACCAGGAGACCAGCGACAUUUGGAUCAAUGUGCACGACAUCUUCCACCCGUUCAUCCAAACCAGUGAUGAUGACAUCAGCUUCAUAGCAGUAAAUGAAUCAAAAACCGGUUUCUGUCACCUGUAUAAGAUCACAUCAGUGUUGCAGCAGGGCAGCUACAACUGGGCCAACGGCUACAUGCACUCUGAAGAUGAUUUCAAGUGUCCAGUCAAAGAGGAGGUCACCAUAACCAGUGGGGAGUGGGAGGUGCUGGCCAAUCACGGAGCAAAGCGUUCAUCAAGUCCUCAGAUUUGGGUGGACGAGUCAGCAAAGCUGGUUUACUUCCAGGGAACCAAAGACUCCCCUCUGGAGCACCACCUUUAUGUUGUGAGCUACGAAUCGCCAGCUGAAAUCGUCCGUCUCACGAAAUCAGGCUUCUCCCACAGCUGCUCAGUGAGCCAGACCUUCGACAUGUUUGUCAGCCACUACAGCAGCUUGACCACAGCUCCCUGCGUGCACAUCUACAAGCUGCAGGGCUCAGACGACCACCCGCUGCACAAAGAGCCUCAGUUUUGGGCGAGCAUGAUGGAGUCCUCUGGUUUCCCUUUCGACUCCACUCCUCCAGAGAUCUUUAGCUUCACAGGGAAGUCGGGCUUCGAGUUGUACGGCAUGUUGUACAAACCACACCACCUGGUCCCCGGCAGGAAGCAUCCAACUGUCGUCUUUGUUUACGGUGGCCCGCAGGUCCAGUUAGUGAAUAACUCUUAUAAAGGAGUGAAGUACCUGCGGCUGAGCACGCUGGCUUUUCUGGGCUACGCUGUGCUGGUCAUCGAUGGACGAGGCUCCUGUCAGCGGGGACUCAAGUUUGAAGGAGCUGUGAAGGACAAAAUGGGUCAAGUGGAGAUUGAAGACCAGGUGGAGGGUUUGAACUACGUAGCUGAAAAGUACAAGUUUGUGGACCUGAGUCGUGUUGCCAUCCAUGGCUGGUCAUACGGAGGCUUCCUCUCCCUUAUGGGCCUCAUCCACAGACCGGACAUCUUCAAGGUUGCCAUUGCAGGAGCUCCAGUGACGUUGUGGAUGGCCUACGACACCGGCUACACAGAGCGAUAUCUGGACACGCCUGACAAAAACAAGAAGGGAUACGAGGCUUGUUCUGUCGCUCUGCACGUCGACAAACUCCCCAAUGAGCCCAACCGAUUGCUGAUCCUACACGGGUUUCUAGAUGAGAAUGUGCACUUUUUUCACACUAACUUCUUGGUGUCUCAACUCAUCCGGGCAGGAAAGCCUUACAACCUGCAGAUUUAUCCCAACGAGCGACACAGCAUCCGAUGUCCAGAGUCUGGGGAACAUUACGAGAUUACGCUGCUGCACUUCCUCCAGCAGAACCUCUGAUAAGACUUGCGACACACUGACCUUCACUUCCUUGCUUAUUAACCUCCCCUCCUUGUCUCCUCUUUCCCUUUCCUCCAUUUAUUUAAACCUGCAUCAUCUUCUCCCUCCCCUGAUUUUAUGAUAUUACGAUUACUGCAAGCUAUGCCAUACCUCAUCACACCUCAAGAGUUGUUUCGUCAGUCUUCAAGGUGCUGAAGCAUUUUAGCAUCAAUAAAUUCAUUUCUGAUCUUAGAAUCAUCACCAUAAGUGAGACCAAUGCUGAGAGAAAGAAGUAUUGUAGUCAACGCUGUAUUUUACAGUGUAGGGAAAUCUGCUGGACUGCUUUCAGCCCCAAAACAAACAGAGAUCCCUGUUUGUCCUGAACAGACGGUGGAAUAAGUACAUACAAAAUUACAGUCACAUUGAUAUUUAGACAAAACUUUGACAGCAAUGCAACAAGUACAGAAGAGGACCAACAGCGCUGUCUUUUUUCUUGCAAUUCCUUAUUUUUAUUGAACUCUCACUUGUGUUUUUCUGACUGCUGCUGAUCGUUUUCCUGUCUGUGAAUAAACACUGGAGUAAUGUUUGCAAACGUAAAGCUCUAUAAGAGUAUACAAGCAAGCUCUUAACCCCUUGUCGUAUACUCUGUGCCCUCAUGUGCUAUCAUAGAUGACUUAUUAUGUGCUGUGCCACACUUUGGCAGAUCUACAAGAAAAAAAGUCACAUGCCACAUUUUCUUUGUUUACUGUUAAAAAUAUUUUUUAUGCAUUCAUAAAAGGUGGAACUAUGUAGCGACCUGUUGCUGUUUCACUCACUCACAUUUUGUGGGGAGCCUCUUUUUCUUCUGCUGCUGCUGAGGAAUUUUGCACAUAUUACAUAUAUUUGCCUUGGUGCCAACAAACUGACUUAUAAGAUGAUGUAUGACACAACAGUCCGAGGUGCCUUGCUCGUAUAGUAUUAAUAUCAGGGAAUCUGUCUGAGGACCUACCACAAUAAAAUGCCUUGUUACGCAUGUG